Molecule: messenger RNA, 1445 nt
Organism: Zychaea mexicana
Lineage: Eukaryota; Fungi; Mucoromycota; Mucoromycetes; Mucorales; Lichtheimiaceae
Product: Calreticulin family-domain-containing protein
Exons: 3
Coding region: 1-1266 (421 amino acids)
Biological process (GO): protein folding
Cellular component (GO): endoplasmic reticulum; endoplasmic reticulum membrane
Molecular function (GO): calcium ion binding
Source: RefSeq, a predicted model, not a curated record
AUGAAGAUUCCUACCUUGUCUGUCGUGCUUGGCUUGGCCGCCCUUGCUUCUGCUGAAGUCUUCUUGCACGAAACCUUUUCGGACAACGAGGGCUGGAAGGAUCGCUGGACCGUGUCAAGCCAUCGUGAAGACCUUGGCAAGCUUGAGGUGUCGCCCGGCCAGUGGUUUGCCGACGAGGAAAAGAGCGCUGGUCUGAGAACGACCGAAGACUACCGCUUCUACUCUGUGUCGACUGGCAUUAAGCCAUUUGAAAGCAAGGGCAAGGAUCUUGUCAUCCAAUUCGAUGUCAAGAAUGACCAAAACAUUGACUGUGGUGGUAGCUACAUGAAGCUCUUCUCUGAUAAGUUUGACCCCAACAACUUCCACGGCGACAGCGAAUACAACAUCAUGUUUGGUCCUGACUUUUGUGGCAGCAAGGCCAUGGUCCACGCCAUUCUCAACUACAACGGUGUCAACCACAACCUGAAAAAGACCGUCUCCGCUCCCAAGGACUUGUACACCCACACCUACACACUCGUCGUCAAGCCCGACCAGACCUACCAGGUGCUCGUCGAUGGUGAAGAGAAGGCUGCUGGCGAAUUGGUCGAGGACUGGGACUUCUUGCCUCCCAAGACCAUCAAGGAUCCUGAGGCCAAGAAGCCUGAAGACUGGGUUGAUGAGGCCGAGAUCGAUGAUCCUGAGGACAAGAAGCCAGAAGGCUGGGAUGAUGUUCCUGAAUUCAUUGCUGAUCCCGAAGCUACCAAGCCUGAAGAUUGGGAUGAAGAUAUGGAUGGCGAUUGGGAAGCUCCUUCCAUUCCUAACCCUGACUUUCAAGGUCCCUGGACGCCCAAGCGUGUCGCCAACCCUGACUACCAAGGUCCUUGGGUUCACCCUGAAAUCGACAACCCCGAGUACAAGGUCGACAAUGAAAUCCAUGCUUACAGCUUUGCUCACCUUGGCUUCGAUUUGUGGCAAGUCAAGUCCGGCACCACGUUUGACAACCUCCUGGUGACCGACGACAUCGCCAAGGCCGAAGAAAUCCGCAACGAGUCGCUUGAAUUGGCCAAGAAGGAAAAGGAAGCCAAGACCGCCUUUGAUGAAAAGGAAAAGGCAAAGACUGAAAAGGAAUUCGUCGAAGAAGAGGUCAAGCCUGAGGCUGAGGAAGAAGAAGUUGUCAUUGACUUGGAUGCCGAAGAGGACGAGACUGUUGCCGCAGAGCCUGCCAAGGAAGAAGAAGAACCGGUCAAGCAAGAAGAGGCCAAGCGACACGUCAAGGAUGAACUGUAGAUACUAUAACAUACUCUUUACUCUUCUUUACUAACUCCUUCUCCUUCUCCUUCUCCUUCGCACGCACACUUACUCGCACAUACGCAAACACAACAUCCAAAAGAAAUGUUUCUUACUAUUGCAUAUACACUACUUUGUCAUCUUUUUCUAUAUUCCCCAACAAAACAAUUCGCUGUCAC